UCAAGUCAGUGUGGCCAUGAAGGGGCUGCCUAUUGGGCUGAUGCUGUGACCCUGGAGUCUGCCUUUCCUGCAAGUCCCCCUGCCCAGAACAUGUGUCUACAGCUUGGCCCGCCUUCGCUGUCCCUGAGCCCCAAGCCCACAGUCGGCUGGAGCCUGUGCCUCACCCUGUGGUUCCUCAGUUUGGUGCUGAGGGCCAGUACGCAGGCCCCAGCACCCACAGUCAACACUCACUUUGGGAAGUUAAGGGGUACCCGGGUACCAUUACCCAGUGAAAUCCUGGGACCUGUGGACCAAUACCUGGGGGUGCCCUACGCAGCUCCCCCAAUCGGCGAGAAACGUUUCCUGCCCCCUGAACCACCCCCAUCCUGGUCGGGCAUCCGGAACGCCACACACUUUCCCCCAGUGUGCCCCCAGAACAUCCACACAGCUGUGCCCGAAGUCAUGCUGCCCGUCUGGUUCACUGCCAACUUGGAUAUCGUCACUACUUACAUCCAGGAGCCCAGCGAAGAUUGCCUCUACCUGAAUGUCUAUGUGCCCACAGAGGAUGUAAAGCGGAUUUCCAAGGAAUGCACCCGAAAGCCCAACAAGAAAAUUUGUAGGAAAGGAGGAUCCGGCGCUAAGAAACAGGGCGAGGACUUAGCGGAUAAUGACGGGGAUGAAGAUGAAGACAUCCGGGACAGUGGUGCUAAGCCUGUCAUGGUCUACAUCCACGGAGGGUCUUACAUGGAAGGGACUGGCAACAUGAUUGAUGGCAGCGUCCUUGCCAGUUAUGGCAACGUCAUCAUCAUCACCCUCAACUAUCGGGUUGGGGUGCUAGGUUUUCUAAGCACUGGCGAUCAGGCUGCCAAGGGCAACUAUGGGCUCCUUGACCAAAUCCAGGCCCUCCGCUGGGUGAGUGAGAAUAUUGCCUUCUUCGGUGGUGAUCCCCGCCGAAUCACCGUCUUUGGCUCAGGCAUUGGCGCGUCCUGUGUCAGCCUCCUGACGCUGUCACAUCACUCUGAGGGGCUUUUCCAGAGGGCCAUCAUCCAAAGUGGCUCUGCUCUGUCCAGCUGGGCUGUGAACUACCAGCCAGUGAAGUAUACCAGCCUGCUGGCAGACAAGGUGGGCUGCAACGUGCUGGACACAGUGGACAUGGUGGAUUGUCUUCGGCAGAAGAGUGCCAAGGAGUUGGUAGAGCAGGACAUCCAGCCAGCCCGCUAUCAUGUGGCCUUUGGCCCUGUGAUUGAUGGUGAUGUCAUUCCUGAUGACCCUGAGAUUCUCAUGGAACAGGGCGAGUUCCUCAACUACGACAUCAUGCUAGGUGUCAACCAGGGUGAGGGGCUCAAGUUCGUGGAAGGGGUGGUGGACCCUGAAGAUGGGGUCUCCGGCACUGACUUUGACUACUCAGUCUCCAACUUUGUGGACAAUCUGUAUGGCUAUCCCGAGGGUAAGGACACCUUGCGGGAGACCAUCAAGUUCAUGUACACAGACUGGGCAGACCGUGACAACCCUGAGACCCGCCGUAAAACACUGGUGGCACUCUUUACUGACCACCAAUGGGUGGAGCCUUCGGUGGUGACAGCUGAUCUACAUGCCCGCUAUGGUUCACCUACCUACUUCUACGCCUUCUACCAUCACUGCCAGAGUCUCAUGAAGCCUGCUUGGUCAGAUGCAGCUCAUGGGGACGAAGUACCUUAUGUUUUCGGCAUCCCUAUGGUAGGCCCCACAGACCUCUUCCCUUGCAACUUCUCCAAAAAUGAUGUUAUGCUCAGUGCUGUCGUCAUGACUUAUUGGACCAACUUUGCCAAGACCGGGGAUCCCAACAAGCCGGUCCCCCAGGACACCAAGUUCAUUCACACCAAGGCCAACCGCUUUGAGGAAGUGGCCUGGUCCAAAUACAACCCCCGAGACCAACUCUACCUUCACAUCGGUCUGAAACCAAGGGUCCGUGAUCAUUACCGGGCCACUAAGGUGGCCUUUUGGAAACACCUGGUUCCCCACCUAUACAACCUGCAUGACAUGUUCCACUAUACGUCCACAACCACCAAAGUGCCGCCCCCGGAUACCACCCACAGCUCCCACAUCACCCGCAGGCCCAACGGCAAGACCUGGAGCACCAAGCGGCCAGCCAUCUCCCCUGCCUCCGGCAGCGAGAAUGUCCAGGGGUCCUGGAAUGGGGACCAGGAUGCAGGGCCACUCCUCGUGGAGAACCCUCGUGACUACUCAACCGAAUUAAGUGUCACCAUUGCCGUGGGGGCCUCCCUCCUGUUCCUUAAUGUUCUGGCCUUUGCUGCCCUCUACUACCGCAAGGACAAACGGCGUCAGGAGCCCCUGCGGCAGCCUAGCCCUCAGAGGGGAGCCGGGGCCCCUGAACUGGGAGCUGCUCCUGAGGAGGAGCUGGCAGCACUGCAGCUGGGCCCCAGCCACCAUGAGUGUGAGGCUGGCCCCCCCCAUGACACUCUGCACCUCACUGCGCUGCCCGACUACACGCUGACCCUGCGGCGCUCCCCGGAUGACAUCCCCCUCAUGACUCCCAACACCAUCACUAUGAUCCCCAACUCCCUGGUGGGGCUGCAAACACUGCAUCCCUAUAACACCUUUGCCGCAGGGUUCAAUAGUACUGGGCUGCCCCACUCACACUCCACUACCCGGGUAUAGCUCCAGCCCGGAGCACAGCCUAUCUCUUGGCUCCCUCCGUCCUAAAUCCACGCACACACAUGCACACACGGAUGCACACAAAGACAUGCACAGACAUAUAUGUAUAUGCACGCACCCACAGCCGACAGCAGACCCACCUGCACAAACAGACAGAUGUGGGCAUGUGCCCGCAUGUAUAAAACCACAAACAAGGAAGCGAACCUGAGCAAACCCUUCAAAUGGGGAUGCAAAUGAGUCCUGGGGAAACUGAGGACCCACAGACAAGCAGCUGAAACCAGCUCCCUGAACCUGACCACAGACACUCCUGGGAGCCUGAAAGCACCAGCUGGACACCCCCAUGGUGCUCGCCUUCUGCCUCUUUUGGAACUGCACCACCAACCAACUCCAGACUUGGGAGCUUUAAAGAGCAGAGUAGCUCUUUCUCCCCCAGACUUGGUCUUUUUUCUGGGUCUUGUUUUUGUUGAUUUUUAAACAAAAAUUUUGGAACAAAUGUCUCUCCAACCCGUGAAUCCAAAGAGGCUCCAGAAGAGAGGGCUCCAGGCCCAGGUCCUUCUGGCUCACCUAAUCCAACCAAGGAACAUGACCUUCGGGAAAGAAACAGAUUCAAGCGGGACCAUGGGGUGGAAGCAGGAAGGGGCUACUGCUGGGUAGGGCCAGAGGGCUGGAGAGGAGAACUCUCCAGCCAUCUCUGUGUCCCUGUGGAGAGCUGCAGAGACCACAGGGUGACCUGCUUCCCACCCGAAGGCCAGGAGCAUUGGCCCGACUAGACCAGGGGACCUUAGAUUUGGCAAAUGAGGUUCUGUGGAGGCCGUGUCAUUAGCGGGCCCCCUGGGUAUUAUCUGGGUUCUGCCUCUGCUCUUGGGGUAAUGCUACCCAAAAUUUGCCCCAUUUUCUUUACAGAGUCUCUUUUGUGUCUGUCCUUUCUCUUUCAAAAAGGCAGUGAUUUUGUUGGCUUUUUUUUUUAAAGAAAAGUUCUUAAAACACUAA
Messenger RNA from Manis pentadactyla (Chinese pangolin), 3624 nucleotides. RefSeq names its product neuroligin 3 (gene NLGN3). Gene Ontology annotation, cellular component: postsynaptic specialization membrane; synapse; cell surface. The transcript is spliced from 7 exons. The record is from RefSeq and is a predicted model, not a curated record. Gene Ontology annotation, molecular function: signaling receptor activity; neurexin family protein binding. Lineage: Eukaryota; Metazoa; Chordata; Mammalia; Pholidota; Manidae. Bases 91 to 2637 code for a protein of 848 amino acids. Gene Ontology annotation, biological process: synaptic vesicle endocytosis; neuron cell-cell adhesion; chemical synaptic transmission.